AAAAUACGUAUUUUAUAAUUAUGGCCUGGAAUCGAGGCUAGUCUAGCUAGCUAGCUAUAACAAUUUAAUUAAAAGUCAACUUUACUAGCAAUGUUUUCUUUGCGAGAUGAUGCUGACUUGAGGGAGUUUGUGCUGGAGAAUGUGGAGCACUUUGGAGAGGAGAGAGUUCUAGGAACUGGCUCCUAUGGCUCUGUUCAAGAGGUGAUGAUCAAUGGUGAGUUGUAUGCAGCCAAGAAGAUCCACGAGGUUCUCCUGGAGACGGACAAGCGUGGUGGAGUGGCCAACCUAGCUGGGAACUACCGCCGAGAGUGUCGACUCAUGGCUCGCAUCCGUCACCCCAACAUCACCCAGUUCAUUGGGCUGUGUUUCGUGACUGGCUCUCGACUGCCCCUCCUGGUCAUGGAGAGGCUGGACUCAAGUCUGGACGAUCUCCUGGAGUCCACCCCCAACAUCCCCCUCUCUGUCACCCAGUACAUUCUGGUCUGUGUGGCUCGAGGCCUGCUCCACCUGCAUCGUGAGUCCGUGGUCCAUCGUGACCUCACUGCCAGGAACGUCCUGCUGACAGUAUCUCUGAGAGCCAAGAUCACAGACUUUGGUAACUCUCGUAUCGUGAAUCUAGAGCCUGGUCGACUGGCCAGGACUCUGACGAGGUUUCCUGGGACAUUGGUGUACAUGCCGCCCGAGGCCCUCUCUGACAGAGGCCACAGUGUGUACGGACCCAGUCUGGACGUCUUCUCUUUUGGAGUGCUGCAAUUGUUUGCACUCACACAAGUGUUUCCAGGAGAUCUCCUUGCCCCCACGUACAGCGACCCCAACAACCCAGACCACCUCCUGGCUCGCUCAGAGUUUGAGCGUCGAGGUCCCUACACGGCUCUCCUUGAGAGGAGUCUGGCGGGUGGACGUGAGCACCCUCUGUUUGGUCUGGUGAGGGAGUGUCUGGCCAACACCCCAGAGAGAAGACCGACCACCGCUGAGCUCCUCUCGUCUCUGGAGGAGGUGGGGAGGGAGAUGGACGGAGGAUUGCUCCAGCUGGACAUUGCACGAGUGAAGACUGCCAGGACCCUCAGGGCAAAGGAGAAGAGGAUAGAGGCUCUACAGAGAGAGGUGGUCCAGAAGAACAGGAUACUGGAGAGGAAAGAUGAGCAAGUAGCUACUCAGCUUGCUAGGCAACAACAAAUAUUGAAUAGUGUCUGUGCCACCAAAGAUGGUAUGAUUGCUGACAAGGACAGACAACUCAGUGAACAAGAGUCAACGAUUGCUGAUCUCAUUUCUCAGAGAGAGGGUGCUCUAGUUGAGAGGGCCGCUCUCUUACAUACACACAGGGAACAGAUUAAGCACAAAGAUGCUGAGCUGGUCAGGAGAGACGCCAUCAUUCAACAGCAGAGACAGGGUCCCCCUCCCAGAGAGUUGAGACCUCCACUCACUCUGAAAUGGAGAAGAGGAAAAGACAUGCCAUUCAAGAUGGGUUACUCGGUACAUAGUGUUGUUAUCGGUGACACCGUGUAUGUUGGUGGAGGUGAUACAGGCAAUGAUCAUAACAGGUGUACAGUGAUGAAGCUCGAGCAAGAUCAAUGGACCAAAUUACCAGAGUACACUGCCAAGUGGUUCGCUAUGACAUCACUCGCUAAUCGACUAGUGCUGGUGGGAGGAGUUGAUCCAAGAAACAACAAACCAACCAAGAAACUUGCAAUGUUUAAGUCAGGGGAAUGGACUCACCCGUACCCACCAAUGAACAUUGCUCGUGAUUCCUCAACAGCUGUUUCCUUCAACAACCGCAUCAUUGUAGCUGGUGGGGAGGAUGAUAAACGACGUACCUCCUCCUCUGUGGAGGUAUUGGACGUGGCAUCAAGAAGAUGGUACAUUGCUCAGUCACUACCUAACCCACUAUCAUAUCUGAAAUCGACUCUCAUAGGAAACACCCUCUACCUAAUGGGAGGAUACGAUCACACUGGGGGGGCAACCAAGACAGUGUACCACGUCGACCUCAAUGAACUCAUUGCAAAGGCCCUUUCAAACCUGGACACACCCAUUGUCUGGCAGACCUUACAGGAAGUACCACUCGUGUGUUCUGCUCCUCUCAGUAUUGGGAGUUCACUAUUAGCCGUUGGUGGACAGGACGACAGAGGCAACCCAAAUUUAUCGAUCCACCUCUACCAGCCUGACACCAGGAGGUGGGUGAAAGUGGGAGACCUGCCUACUGCACGAUACUUCUGCACAUGCUCAGUACUUCCUAGUGGAGAGGUUGUUGUAGCCGGAGGACAGACAAAAACAUUUAUUAGUUACAAUAUUCAAACUGUAGAUUUCUUCUUACUUAGUUAUUUUGUUAUUAUAUGUUUCUCAUAAAGUUGCAACAGAAUUUAGAAUUUCAUCGUAUAA
Halichondria panicea is the source of this 2376-nucleotide messenger RNA. RefSeq lists its product as uncharacterized. The transcript is spliced from 7 exons. The record is from RefSeq and is a predicted model, not a curated record. NCBI's taxonomy places the organism in Eukaryota, Metazoa, Porifera, Demospongiae, Suberitida, Halichondriidae. The coding region runs from base 91 to 2343 and encodes 750 amino acids. Gene Ontology annotation, biological process: protein phosphorylation. Gene Ontology annotation, molecular function: protein serine/threonine kinase activity; protein binding; ATP binding.